AUGCAAGGAUUCAACAUGGGCCGGUACACGGCGCCCGACGACGGCAGCGGCGACAACAACAACAAGAAGAAACACCCGCUGGGCGCGCGCGCGUCCAAGCUCGCCUCGCACGGCAUCCUCGUCGUGCGCUUUGAGAUGCCCUUCGCCGUGUGGUGCGCACACUGCCCCGAGCCGUGCCUGAUCGGGCAGGGCGUGCGCUUCAACGCCGAGAAGCGCCGUGUCGGCCAUUACCACAGCACCCCCGUGUGGGCGUUCGACCUCAAGCACGCGGCGUGUGGCGGGCCGAUCGAGAUGCGCACGGAUCCGAAGCGGGGGGAUUAUGUGAUUGUUUCCGGGGCGAGGAGGAGGAAUUAUGGCGAUCGGGAGAAGGAUGAGGCGGCGGCUGCGGAUGCGGCGGCUGCUGCUGGUGCUGGGGGUGGUGGGAGUUUGGUGGCGAGCGAGUUUGAGAUUACUACGCAGCGGGAGAGGGCUGAGAAGAGGGAGGCGGCGUUCUGGAGGCUGGAGAAGACGAUUGCGCAUCGUGAACAGGUGAAGGAGGGUGAGAGGAGGAUCGAGCAGUUGCAGGGUGUUGCGGGGCGGUGGGAAGAUCCGUAUUCGACGAAUCAGAAGUUGAGGAAGGCGUUCCGCGCUGGGAGGCAUAUGAGGGAGAGAGAGACUGCGAAGGUCGAGGAUUUGAAAGAGCGGAUGGGGCUGGGAAUCGAGUUGCUGCCGGAGAGAGAAGAGGAUGCGAAGCAGGCGGAGCUAAUCCGCUUUGGAGCACCGGAUCCCGACUGGGACGGCGAGGUGAACAAGGCGCUUAGGAAGCCGUUGUUCGAAACCAGUUUAAGUCAGAAGAAAGAUAACGAAGGGACAUCAACUGGAGGGCGUAAGAAACUCAAAUCAGAGAUCGCUGCGGCGCGAGCGCGGGAGAACCUCGCCUCAGAAGUCAUCCGCAACACCAGAGCCGCCAAGGAUCCAUUCCUUAAUUUUGAUAACAAAAAACACACACCUAGGGAACCCCCUCGGAUUCCGGGGCUAAAGAGAAAAAGUCCGGUGGAAGACGCCGCAACGAAGCAGGAUACAUCAAAGGAGGCGACUGGCACGACCGCUUUGGUGGACUAUGAUUCAGAUUCGGACUAA
Messenger RNA from Chaetomium globosum CBS 148.51, 1119 nucleotides. RefSeq lists its product as uncharacterized. The transcript has a single exon. Lineage: Eukaryota; Fungi; Ascomycota; Sordariomycetes; Sordariales; Chaetomiaceae. Gene Ontology annotation, biological process: mRNA splicing, via spliceosome. Bases 1 to 1119 code for a protein of 372 amino acids. The record is from RefSeq and is a predicted model, not a curated record. Gene Ontology annotation, cellular component: post-mRNA release spliceosomal complex; U2-type spliceosomal complex.